AUGGCGCAUCUCGUGUCGCUCCCCCCGGAGAUUCUUCACAACAUCUUCCAGUGGCUCCGCCCGCACGACCUCCUUCUGCUCCCCCGUGUUUGUCGCAUUUUCCGGGCCUUCGCCUACAAGAACCGACGGCUGUGCCGUGACGUCUACCUAAACGACACACCCGAAGACACAAAACUGGACUGGGAAACGGAAUUGCGAGAUGUGGUGCGCCUCCAAGUCAUCUGCCGACGAAAGACGGUCGCGGACAAGGAACAUGAACUGGACUUUGUCUCCCAGACCCUGAACCGACUGCUCAAGCAUGCCUCUUCGCUGAGGCACACUACUGAAAUCUCCCAUACGCAUGCCGCGUCUCGCAAUGCAGAGUUCCUCGCCGAGCUCUUCAAGGAGCCUUCGACUCGCGAGGCCUUUCUCCAGCGUUCUUUUCUCUUCGAGAGGGUCCGAAACGAAUGCCAUCGCCCAAUGCGCUGGGCAGAUUCUGUAAAGCAGGAGCACCAGCAGAGCGCCAAGUUGCAUUGCCUAUACGGCAGGCCCAUCACCAACCUGGGUCGGCUGAGGUCGACGAGGACGUAUCCCUAUGCCGUGUCCAAGGUGUACGACCUACGUCAGUACACUGUUCUUACCAGAUGGGGGCCCUUCAUGAACGAUGCGACGGGUCGUGUCGACUGGGAAAAGGUGGAGGCCAUUCUCGUCGUCCUAGGCCAAAAUCUCAACCAGAGACGCGUGACAAAGCUCUUCGGUGACGUUUGGGACUGUCCCUUUUCCGGGUCCUGGCCGAAGAGCUACAUACCCUCCCCGACGGUCGAGCUCUCGCCGCUGGAGGCGAGUGACCCAUACGGCGUGACUGGAACUUGGUACCGGGCCAUUUGCUAUCUCGACUACAACGACUUUUUCAAGUAUAACUUCCCCGUCGGCGUCGACAUACCCGAUGACGCUCCUCGGCCUCCCCUGAGUGUCGGCGAGGAAAUGCGCCUGAUAAUCAUGAGGGCUCGCGUCACGGCUAUCCAAUCCCCCGGGCCCGACGAUGGGCAAGAACUGCCCGUGGUGCACUUUACGGGCGUGUCCCGCCCGCUUGACGGUUCGUGGGAUGAUAACGCCAACUCGGAUCUCCGAGGCACCGUACGCCUCACAAAAGAAGGCGAAGUCAGGUGGACGACCAUUUCCGUCUUUCAAGGCGAAGAGCGCUGGCGCAGCGAAGGGAUUCAGAUUGGCGGCCUCAGAUCGGCGCGCGGAGUCGUCGGGCACUGGUUUGACAAGGACUACGAUGCCCAAGGACCGGUGGGACCGACGGCUUUCUGGAAGGCGAGCGAAUCCUCGGCAACAAACGACACGAUCCAAAGCCUGCUGACAAACGACUUUUUGUUGGCGUACACCACCAUGGCCUACAUGGACGACUCGGACCCGGAGGCGGAAAUGGACUAUGAAGACGAGGAAGAGGACGACGACAUGGACGAGGACUUUGACGGCGAGCCCGUCUCGAACGAGCUCCCGGGGCUGUUGCUGGACGCGCAGCUCGAGGUGGCGGACAUUAUGCAGCAGGCUGGACAGGGCUAG
Hirsutella rhossiliensis is the source of this 1551-nucleotide messenger RNA. RefSeq names its product f-box-like domain-containing protein. The record is from RefSeq and is a predicted model, not a curated record. The coding region runs from base 1 to 1551 and encodes 516 amino acids. Gene Ontology annotation, molecular function: protein binding. Lineage: Eukaryota; Fungi; Ascomycota; Sordariomycetes; Hypocreales; Ophiocordycipitaceae. The transcript has 6 exons.